AUGGCAGAGGUAGCACCAGCACCACCGGCACCAUUCGAUCCCACGACUUUCGACCCAUGGCUCCAGAAUGUUACGAUGUACGCCCCAGAUGGCAGCAUCUUGGUCGUCAACAUGGAGAUGGUCAACUUCUACCGACUCUAUACUGCUCGUCGUGGUAUCAGCUUUGGUUCUCAGAUCGGGUCGUCGUUCAUGCUGUUGCUUGUGCUGGUCCUACUUACUCGAACUGAGAAGAGGAAGUCUUUGAUCUUCAUUCUCAACGCCCUUUGCCUUUUCACAAACACUGCACGUACCAUCUUCUCGGCCUGCUACCUCACUGGCAACAUUAUGCACCCGUACGGUCUGUUAUCAGGGGCCUUCCGCGCUACUACCACCGACCUUGCCGUCUCCAUCACCACCAACACCUUGAGCUUCAUUGUAUUGGCCCUUGUCAUGGGAUCACUCAGCCUCCAAGUUUGGGUGGCAUGUGUCACGACUGGACCCAUACAGCGCGUUGUUAUUAUGGGCGCCACGACCGCAAUGGCACUGAUUUCCCUCGGGUUCAAGUUUGCGUUCAUGGUCGCCACACACAUUGCGACUGUACAGUUGGUCGACCGUGGUCAAGACAGACUCAGCGCUUGGUCAUGGAUCACACAAGCAGUGGCCAUUCUGCUCUACAGCUGCGUUUUCACAUGGAAGCUGGGCUGUGCCAUCGUACAGCGUCGCCGUCUCAACAUGCUGCAGUUCGGACCAAUGCAGAUAGUCUUCAUCAUGGGGUGUCAAACCAUGUUUAUUCCAGCUCUCAUCUCGGUCAUCCAGUUCUACGAGCCUCUUCAAGAGAAAGUUCCCGAAUUCGGCAACAUGGUGCUCACCGUUGUGUGCAUCUUCCUUCCUCUGUCGGCCAUCUGGGCGGGAGUCGCGAACGAUUCUCCUGUCGCUGACCGAAGCCGUGACGCCCACCAUCGCUUGAUCAACAGCGAAUUUGGUCGAGGCUCUUCGCCAAAUACAACAGUGAACAGCACCGCCACUUUCGAGAAGAGCCGCCAGAUGAGCUGUUCCACUUGCGCAUACACCAAGAAGGGCGAUGGUCUCGAUACACUGAGGUCCAACCCUGCUGGAACGCACAGCAAGGUCGAAGACGAUGUCAUUCUUGUCGAUCACGAGUAUGCUGUUCACCGCGAGGCGAUUCCAAUGGACCGUGUCUGA
Boeremia exigua is the source of this 1182-nucleotide messenger RNA. RefSeq names its product fungal pheromone mating factor STE2 GPCR-domain-containing protein. Bases 1 to 1182 code for a protein of 393 amino acids. Gene Ontology annotation, molecular function: pheromone binding; mating-type factor pheromone receptor activity. Gene Ontology annotation, cellular component: G protein-coupled receptor homodimeric complex; membrane. Gene Ontology annotation, biological process: G protein-coupled receptor signaling pathway. The transcript has 2 exons. The record is from RefSeq and is a predicted model, not a curated record. Lineage: Eukaryota; Fungi; Ascomycota; Dothideomycetes; Pleosporales; Didymellaceae.